Molecule: messenger RNA, 643 nt
Organism: Clupea harengus (Atlantic herring)
Lineage: Eukaryota; Metazoa; Chordata; Actinopteri; Clupeiformes; Clupeidae
Gene: crcp
Product: CGRP receptor component
Biological process (GO): transcription initiation at RNA polymerase III promoter
Cellular component (GO): RNA polymerase III complex
Molecular function (GO): nucleotide binding
Source: RefSeq, a predicted model, not a curated record
UUUGCCAUACUAUUUUAGUGAAUCAUUUUGUGUAAAUUCUUCGUCUAUGUUUCGGUGCUCUACAGAUCAUACUGGGAACUAAUAUAACGUAGACCUGAAACCUGACGGAAUAGUAGAGAAGACGGACAGUAGCACAACAAUAUGGAUGUGAGGGAUGCCAACGCUGCGAUGUUAAGCAACUAUGAGGUGUAUCAGCUCCUCACAGACCUUAAAGAGAAGAGGAAAGAGAGUGGUAAAAAGCACAGCACGGGUCAACAGAAUCUAAACACCAUCAUGUAUGAGACAUUGAAGUACCUUUCCAAAACGGCAUGUUCCCGACAGAGUCCAGAGAUUGUGAAGGAGUUUCUCACCACUAUGAUCGACCACAAACUCACCAAAGCAGAGAAGCUUCAGCUGCUUAAUCACAGGCCCCAGACUGCUGUGGAGAUCCAGUUGAUGGUGGAGGAAAGUGAGGAGAGACUAUCUGAGGAGCAGAUUGAGGAACUCAUCCAGAAGGCGACAGAAAUUCUCCCAGGAGACCCUGAACAAGAAGCGGAGGCCGAAAUGGAUGCUUCAGCAGACCAGUAGAGCUGCAUUCCUUAGGGGCUUUCCAUUCCAAAACAUGUUGAGAAGAAGAAGUGAUGUGGGUUUGUGUGUGUGUGUG